AUGAGAGCACUAGUGGGUGCACCAUUUCUAACAGCUUUUAAGUUCCCUAAUGGCACAGUAAACCCACCACACACCCAUCCACAAGCUUUGGAGCCGUUGUUUGUUCUCAUGGGUUCUUUAGAAGUUGGGUUUGUCGACACUACUAAGAAUCCAGCUUUAGCACUCUCUGCAUUUGUUGAAAAGGCCAAGUACAUCUAUAUUGCUGGCUUUUUCCUUAUAGUGUCUCCUGAAUCAAUCCAGCUUGUAGCUGAGCAUGCAGCUGCAGCCAACAAGGCUGCACCUACCCUGAGAAGCCUUACUUUAGCUAGAUUUCUUCAAGAAUGUGGUGGAUACUCGCCAUUCCAAUAUAAGGAAAUCUCGGCACCUUUAAAAGCUCCAAAACGGUACCGAUGCAAAGCUGGAGUGUCUUUUGGUUUUGGUGGGAAACUAGCUCGUUCCUUUUUCACACAACUGGAUCUUCAUCUGGAGCUUCAGAGGUAA
Molecule: messenger RNA, 480 nt
Organism: Lactuca saligna
Lineage: Eukaryota; Viridiplantae; Streptophyta; Magnoliopsida; Asterales; Asteraceae
Source: the annotation of a GenBank genome assembly